This is a messenger RNA of Exaiptasia diaphana, 3707 nucleotides long. RefSeq lists its product as uncharacterized. The transcript is spliced from 16 exons. Bases 153 to 2846 code for a protein of 897 amino acids. The record is from RefSeq and is a predicted model, not a curated record. Lineage: Eukaryota; Metazoa; Cnidaria; Anthozoa; Actiniaria; Aiptasiidae.
AGUAGUUUGUUUUGGGACGGGAAGAUUGCUUUACUAGUAGUCAAAAUUUGCCCUUUUCUCUUUAUGAAAAUAUUAAGUUUACCAUAGAAACGUUUACUUGUUAAGCUAAGUCAUUGUUUUUUAGCUGUUUAUGAAAGGAUACUCUUGUAAUCAUGCCAAUUGAAAAAGUCAAAGUUGAACACAAGUUUGGGAUUAUUUCCCAAAGUCAGCGCAUACAACUUGAGGACAGGCUAGAACGAAAAGCGAAAACUCCUGGAGUAGCAUCUACUUAUUCAAGAAAAAGGAAUCUUUAUGAAGUGAGUGAAGACUUUGUAUCAAAGUUUAAUGACAGCAAUGUAGAAGACCAAGAUAUGCUUAUUACUGUUGCUAGUAAAAUGCUGACUAGAGCAAAGAGACGGGCUGGAAUUAAAGAUGGUGGUGUUGGGACUCAUGUAGAUCUCCCAAAGGCAUGGGCUGAGCUUACUUUGCUAGCACAACUCAACAACAAGGAACUACAGGAAGAAUGCUUGGAAGUUCUUAUUACUUCGCUGAGUCAAGCGCCAAUUUUACAAUCACACAUUCCCAGCCUAUUUUUCCUGGCAAAAACUAUCUUACACUGGCUUAAACGGUCUGGUUUAAACCAACCUUUUCUGAGGACUGGUGAAAUCAAGUUGACAAAGAUAGGACAUCUUGUGUUUUUGAGACUUUACCAUUUUUAUCUCCUAAGUCAGUUGCAACAGGAUUAUACAAAAGAUAAGCAGGCUUUAUUGAGCUACUUGUCAGGAAUUUCAGAGCAACAGUAUGUCUAUAGAUACUUUCCUGGUGCAUUGGUUUCUUUGAGAUUUAUUACUGAAGUGGGUUAUAUGAUAUGCAAGGGUGUUCAGGCCUCCCCCAUCAAAUCUCAAAAAGACCAAGCCAAUGAACAGCUUGAGCUGUCAAUCCAGGAGGGGGAUGAUUCACAUGAACAAGCAGAUGACACAGCAGAGGGUGGCAAAGCCAAAUCUCAAAAGUAUUUUGGAAUGGAAAAAAUUACUGAAGAGGAAGUUAUAGAACCCAGUUAUUCCCCAACUCCAAUACACAGUCUCACAACAGCUGAGAGCAUCCACGAGACAACAGCAACCCUUUGGCAUGCCCUGGAUGUAUGGCGCUCAACUAACCAUAAAGGAAUAGGGUUCCAGCAAGCUCUUCAUGGGCUGUCAGUAUGUGCAACAGGCUUGCCAAGUGAGUCAUGGUUGGACGUUUCAUGUGCAUUUCUAGCACUUGCUGAUGCUGCUACGAGUAGUCUUGGUGUACUUCAGACAUUCCAGGCAUUAGCAGCAGGAAUCUUCCCCAAACCAAUCUCCAUUGCAGAAGCACAUGCUCAGCAUCUUCAUCUCUGCAAUGAAUGCCACUCGACCUAUGUUGGUGAGACCACACAUGUGACAGCUAGCCAAGAGGAUGAUGGGAUACCAUCUGGAUCUGAUUUCUUGUCAGUUGGACCGACACCCAGUUUUGUGAAAGGAUUGCGGGAGUUUGCAAGACUUGGAUUCAAAGAUGAGAACUGUGACUUGUCUGAUACAAAUGACACAGAAAGUUUAAGAUCACGUGAUGACAAACAAGAGACUUCUUCUGAAGCCAGUUUUGCGGACGUCAGUAGCGUUGAAAGUGAUUACAUCACACGCAGGAAAAGCAGUAAAUUGCGCGUAUCCAGUAAACAUAGAAUGGCUCACAAAGGACAUGACAUUGGUGACCAAAGUUCUUCCGACGAAGAUGAGCUUUUUACUUCAAAACCAAAGAUUGAUAGUGUCAAUCAAAAUGAUUCCAGGAAAAAGAGACUGGGCACUGGAGUGCGUUUUCAAACUGACGAAUCAACAGCUGACGAUGGGGGAGUGGGUGAGCAGUCGUGGUCUCAUAUACAACGAGAGAAUCUAGAGCGAGAGCACACUAGGGGAAGUCUUCUUAGUGGACAGACUCGUGGUAGUACAGUCACAAUCCCUUUACCAGAUGAAGAACGAACAACUACAACGAAAACUCCAACUUCUGUACUAAGCGACUUACCAGGAAUGCACGGAUGGCCCUGGGAACUAGCUUACCUUUAUGCAGAAGCUAUGACGUCAAUAUGUCUCCAUGGUAACUCUGCAGUAAUUCAAAAAGUGGCGUUGCUUGGUAACGAGGCUUACAAGAAAGCGCGCAUUUUUUCUAAGAAAACUGAGGUCUUGGCUAACGGGAUAGGACUUGCUGAUUUACUGAAGUUUGAGCUGCCUACCAGUAAAGAAAACACUGCUAGAGAUUGGAGUUGGAGGGUACGAUUUUCAGCCAUGCAGGGUCUAAUGCGUGUCAGUCGAUUGGGCAGCGGUGAUUCGACUAAAGAUGGUAUGCGUGGGGUGGCCUGGAAUCUACUAAUGCGUCAUCAUUCCAUAGAAAGAGAUACAAGGGUAUUGGAAGCCUUAAAAUUAGCAAAGAUCGAAGCUACCUUAGAUAACAUAACCAGUCCACAAAGUCCUCUCAUUGUUACAUUACAGACGCACAUAGCGAAGUCUCUAUCGGCCGAGCUACUCCCCAGGUUACCGCCCAUUGUAACGGUACAGGAUGUGACGUCAAAACCACGCGUCAGUAAGUUGACACGACAUUCUACGAAACGUGUUCAAAUUGAGCAGACGCGACCUUCAUUGAGACAAGAGAUUCUACUUGCAACAGCUGCGUAUGAACCCCCGCCGGGCUACAGCCAUCGCAUGAACUCACAGUUGAUGGCUGUUAUCGAGGACCAGUGGAGAAAACAGCUUCAUCUUGAACAAGAGAUGGAAGACAACGAAAGAAGGAAACGAGAAGAAGAAAAAAUAAUGAGAAAUACAGAAAUGAAAGAAAAUAAUGAAGUAGGAACACAGUAAUAUUGACGGUGUUCUGUCAUUUUAGAAUAUGAUAAUAUAAAAUAAGGAUUAAAAUAGUAAUAACUAACACGCUUUUGAUAAUGAGGGCGCGUGGGUGAAAACGCCGAUUGCUUAUGGUCUUGGGAAACGGAUUAUUUGGCACCAUAGCUUAAUGCAUACUUUGCGUUCAGCGAAUGUUGUGAGCGCAUAGACCCAUUCUGUGCGGCGUAGAACCGCGAAGAUCUAGUGCCAGAAUGUUGCAAAUGUACAAGUUCAGAAAUAAUAAUUCACAAGUUACCAUCCAUAACCUUCCAAUUUAUUAAAAUCUACCGAUCCUAACAAACCUACAACAUUAUAAAUAUAUCAAUUAAUUACGUGGCGUCCCUAAUAAAUAACUUUUUUAAAAGUCACGUGCGUAUGGUCACAUGACUUAAAACGCCACGGCCAACAGGCAUCCCUUACGAUCUUUUGUUUAUGUUUAUAUAUCGGAACAUAAGCAAAAAGAUACUAUACUGUUUAUGCUCCAUGGACGGAGAUCUUGUAAGAUUCGAUUAUAAAACCGACGGAUGGAAACGGAGUGUGAAUAGAUCACCAUUUUUUCCAUGUAUGAAAAAUCUAAAACAAGACCGCAUUGAAUGCCGGUUGAAAAUGGUCCGUUAUACAGGCGUAGCAUUUACGAAGGUAAUCAACAUUGCGAAACCAGUAAACAAAAACAAAAUAUUAACUUAAGUUACAAUUGAAAAUAAAUAUGUUAUUUUAGAGCGCUUUUAAACAUUUGUAGACUAGCGCAUUUUAAAUAGAUUUUGUACUCGCUGUAGUUAAUUGAUAAACUUCGAAAAUUAACAUUUUAUCCUUUUAAAUAUAUAUAAAUAUAUAUCUGGA